Phyllostomus discolor (pale spear-nosed bat) is the source of this 3325-nucleotide messenger RNA. It is a transcript of the gene DSPP, whose product is annotated as dentin sialophosphoprotein. Bases 1 to 3165 code for a protein of 1054 amino acids. Gene Ontology annotation, biological process: odontoblast differentiation; dentinogenesis. The transcript has 4 exons. Gene Ontology annotation, cellular component: cytoplasm; nucleus. Lineage: Eukaryota; Metazoa; Chordata; Mammalia; Chiroptera; Phyllostomidae. The record is from RefSeq and is a predicted model, not a curated record. Gene Ontology annotation, molecular function: collagen binding.
AUGAAGAUAAUCAUAUAUUUUUGCAUUUGGGCAGCAACAUGGGCCAUUCCGGUUCCUCAGAUCAAGCCAUUGGAGAGAUACACUGUUGGCAAAUCUGUGAAUUUGAAUCUCCCAGAAAAAUCAAAACUGCCAAUACAGGAUGAGCUAAAUGCUACCAAUACCACCAAAGAGAGUGGUGUCCCCAUGCAUGAAAAUGAAAUGGGAAGGCAACAGUAUACCAAAGAUGGUUACAAAGUAGAGAGAAAUUGUUCUGAGUGGGCAGAGGUAGGAGGGAGAAGUUCUUCUAUGCAUUCCAUGUUAGUAAAUGAAGAGAAGCACCCCAAGGAUGAGAAUGGGGGCACAGGAAGACCAGAAACAUACAGUCAUGAUGGGAUACAUGGAAAGGAAGAGAACACCACAGCCAAUGGUCUUAGGGGACAAGUAAGCAUUAUUGAUAAUACUGGAGCAGCAAAUGGGAGUGAUAUUAAUGGAAAUACUGAUGAGAAUUCAAAGAAUGGGACUGUUGGAGAUGCAAGUCAGAGUGAGAAUGCCACUGUUUUUGAAAAAGAUGAACAUCAAUUUGCUGGAAGCAGUAACAGUACAGGCCACGAGAAUGAAACAAAUGGGGAUUCCUGUAGAAAUGAGGGUGCUACAUGUGAAGUAACACCUCAGAAAGAAAGUGAGAGAAAUGGUCAUGAGGAGGCAGGGGAAACACCAGGGGGAAGUGGAGCUGGCAAUAGAGAGGAUGCUGGCCUGGAUAAUUCUGAUGGGAGUCCCAGUGGGGAUGGAGAAGAUGAGGAUGAAGACAAUGGCUCUGGUGAUAAUGAAGGUGAAGAAACAGGAAAUGGAAAAGAGGACACUGAUAAUAGUAAGGGCCAGGAGGGUCAGGGUCAUGGAAAAGAAGAUGACAAUGAUAAUAGCUUAAGUCAAAAUUCAAUCAGUAGUGAAGACGAUGACCCUGACAAUGAAGAAGAUGCCCAGCACAUGGACGGAGACAAUGCUUCCAAGAGUGAGGAGGAUUCUGAUGGUAUUCCAGAAGGAAAUGAUAGCAAAAGAAUAGAGGACACCCAAAAACCCAAUCAUAGAGAAAACAAUGAUGUGGAAAAUGGAAUUACCAAAGAAUCAGAGCCAAGUACUAAUGGGAAGAGCCAAGAUAAGGGAAUAGAAAUUGAACUUCCCAGCAGAGGCAACAGAAACAAUAUUACCAAAGAAGCUGGGAAAGUCAACAGAGAGAAAGAGAGCAAAGGACAACAUGGAAUGAUUAUGGGCAAUGGAAAUGUUAAGUCACAAGGAGAGGUUGACAACAUGCAAGGACCUGGCCAGAAAUCAGAACCUGAAAGUAAUGUUGGACACAGCAUAACAGGUAGUGACAGUAACAGUGAUGGAUAUGAUAGUUAUGAGCUUAAUGAUGAAUCCAUGCAAGGAGAUGAUCCCAAUAGCAGUGAUGAGUCUAAUGGCAAUGAUGAUGCCAAUUCUGAAGGUGACCAUAAUAGCAGUAACCAAGGAGAUAUAUCUUAUAACUCUGAUGAUUCAAAAGAUAAUGACAAUGACAGUGACUCAAGAGGAGAAGGAGAUGAUGAAAAUGACAGCUCAUCAGAUGCUAAUUAUAGUGACAGUAAUGGCAAUGGUAAUGAUGAGAGUGAUGAUAGCAAAUCAGACAGCAGCAAAGAUAAAUCAGACAACAGUGACAGCAGUGACAGUAGUGACAGCAAAUCAGAAAGUAGUGACAGCAGUGACAGUAGUGACAGCAGUGACAGCAAAUCAGAAAGUAGUGACAGCAGUGACAGUAGUGAUAGCAGUGAUAGCAGUGACAGUAGCGACAGCAGUGACAACAGUGACAGUAAAUCAGAUAGUAGUGACAGCAGUGACAGCAGUGACAGUAGCGACAAUAGUGACAGUAAAUCAGAUAGUAGUGACAGCAGUGACAGUAGUGACAGCAGUGACAGCAGUGACAGUAAAUCAGAUAGUGAUAGCAGUGACAGCAGUGACAGUAGCGACAGCAGUGACAGUAAGUCAGAUAGUAGUGAUAGCAGUGACAGUAGUGACAGCAAAUCAGAUAGUAGUGACAGCAGUGACAGUAGUGACAGCAGUGAUAGCAGUGACAGCAGUGACAGCAAAUCAGAUAGCAGUGACAGCAGUGACAGUAGUGACAGCAGUGAUAGUAGCAACAGCAGUGACAGUAAAUCAGAUAGUAGUGACAGCAGUGACAGUAGUGACAGCAGUGACAGUAAAUCAGAUAGUAGUGACAGCAGUGACAGUAGUGACAGCAGUGACAGCAGUGACAGCAGUGACAGUAAAUCAGAUAGUAGUGACAGUAGUGACAGCAGUGAUAGCAGUGACAGUAGUGACAGCAAAUCAGAUAGUAGUGACAGCAGUGACAGUAGUGACAGCAGUGACAGCAGUGACAGUAAAUCAGAUAGUAGUGACAGCAGCGACAGCAGUGACAGCAAAUCAGAUAGUAGUGACAGCAGUGACAGCAGUGACAGCAAAUCAGAUAGCAGUGACAGCAAUGACAGCAGUGACAGCAGUGAAAGCAAAUCAGAUAGUAGUGACAGCAGUGACAGUAGUGACAGCAGUGACAGCAGUGACAGCAGUGACAGCAGUGACAGUAAAUCAGAUAGUAGUGACAGUAGCGACAGCAGUGACAGCAAAUCAGAUAGUAGUGACAGCAGUGACAGUAGUGACAGCAGUGAUAGCAGUGACAGUGACAGCAGUGACAGCAGUGACAGCAAAUCAGAUAGUAGUGACAGCAGUGACAGUAGUGACAGCAGUGACAGCAGUGACAGCAAAUCAGAUAGUGACAGCAGUGAUAGCAGUGACAGUAGCAACAGCAGUGACAGCAGUGACAGCAGCGACAGCAGCGACAGCAGUGACAGCAGCGACAGCAGUGACAGCAAAUCAGAUAGUAGUGACAGCAGUGACAGCAGUGACAGCAGUGACAGUGACAGUAGUGACAGCAGUGACAGCAGUGAUAGCAGUGACAGCAGUGAGAGCAGUGAUAGUAGUGACAGCAAAUCAGAUAGUGACAGCAGUAACAGCAGUGAAAGCAGUGACAGUGCAUCUGACAGCAGUGAUGAGAGUGACAGUAAGAGCAAGUCUGGUAAUGGCAAGAACAAUGGAAAUGACAGUGACAGUGAUAGUGACAGUGAAGGCAGUGACAGUAAUCACUCAACUAGUGAUGAUUAGAAUAAAAUAAAGAUUCCUUUUGUGAAAAGUAUGGUGAGUGAUAGAAAAUAAAAAUUUCCAAGAAAACAAGGAGAGAGGAGAAAUAAACAGAAGAUAUGCAAACAUUCACAGAAAAUGAAGGGAAUUAAGUCAAACUGGUGGAUUCAGUCCAAGCCUCAAU